Molecule: messenger RNA, 1057 nt
Organism: Oncorhynchus keta (chum salmon)
Lineage: Eukaryota; Metazoa; Chordata; Actinopteri; Salmoniformes; Salmonidae
Gene: cldn18
Product: claudin 18
Exons: 5
Coding region: 68-796 (242 amino acids)
Biological process (GO): cell adhesion; bicellular tight junction assembly
Cellular component (GO): plasma membrane; bicellular tight junction
Molecular function (GO): structural molecule activity
Source: RefSeq, a predicted model, not a curated record
UCUCUCACCCUUCUACAUCCCUUUCCUACACACACACAUUUCACUCACACUUCACACUCCGGAAAGUAUGGCCACUGCACUCCAGACGGGUGGAUUUGUCCUGGGUCUGCUCGGCGGGGCUGCCGUCAUCGCCGCCACGGGGAUGAACAACUGGAGCGUCAAGGAUCGUCAGGGGGACGUGGUGACCUCGGUGUACACCUAUAAGGGCCUGUGGCAGAACUGUGAGGUGGGCACCUCAGGCUUCACUGAGUGCCGGCCCCUCUACGGCCUCCUGGGCUUCUCAGGGACCUUUCAGGCAGUGAGAGCACUGAUGAUUGUGGGCAUUGUUCUGGGUGUAAUAGGGGCCAUGAUAGCCCUGUUCUCCCUCAAGUGCCUUAAAAUGGGCAGCAUGGAAGAUUCCUCCAAAGCCAAGAUGACCCUUACAGCAGGGGUUAUGUUCAUCAUUGCAGGCAUUUGUGCUAUUGCUGGAGCUUCAAUCUAUGCUAACCAAAUUGUGGCUAGUUUCAUGAUGACCACCUACAACCCCAAUUAUGGAGGAGGGAUGGGACAGGGCAUAGAGAAUGGAGGAAAUAUGAUGCCGAGGUACACGUUUGGCCCCGCCCUCUUUGUUGCCUGGAUAGGUGCAGCUUUGCUCUUAUUGGGUGGGAUUCUGAAGUGUGUUGCCUUCAGGGGACUACAGCCAGACAAGUCAACCUACACAGGAGUUGCUUACAAAGCCUCCCAAGCCCAGAACAGGCCCGUCUAUGAUGACCACCAUGCAGAGGAUGGGAAGAGAGACAACCAAAAAUAUGUAUAAUUUCUGUUAUAUUCUGCAUCAAUAAAUUUGAUUCUACAUUAAGAAGCAUGAAUUUAAAUGUUGCUUCGGGAUAUAGUGCUUCAUUUUCAUAUACGCUUCCUAGAGUUUCAAUACAUUUUACUGCAUGUUAUUUAAAAAAUUGUAUUCUGUUGCGGUUGAUAGUGGGCUCCAUUUUAUACUGCCAGUAACUGUUUUAGUUUCAUGUGGUCUUGGGUAAUGUGUUAUUGCUAUUUUGUCAAUAAACCAUUAAUGUAAAGCUUU